This is a messenger RNA of Aplysia californica (California sea hare), 1062 nucleotides long. RefSeq names its product heparan sulfate glucosamine 3-O-sulfotransferase 1. The record is from RefSeq and is a predicted model, not a curated record. Lineage: Eukaryota; Metazoa; Mollusca; Gastropoda; Aplysiida; Aplysiidae. Gene Ontology annotation, molecular function: [heparan sulfate]-glucosamine 3-sulfotransferase activity.
CACAUUCCCACACACUUCCCCACACAUACCCCCACACACCCCCAACACUCCCCCACACUCCCACACACUUGCCCACACAGGCUGUGGAGAAUGCAGAGAGCACCAGGGAUGUCACUGAUCCGCAAGGUCCCGGGUUCGAGUCUGUGGCGAGAUAAGACGACCUUGACCCGCUUGUUCCUGGCCUGGUCCUGUGUUCUGCUGGUGACCUACAUCUCCUAUACCUAUAGCCCCAAGUACAGGCGGAAUCGGGUGGAAUUAGGUCAAGGUCAGGCACCGAGGGAACUAGGUCAAGGUCGGGUCAUGGUGGGAAAGAGGUCAGUGUUGAGGGCGCCGGUGAUCCACAAUGUUGGGGAGAGCGAGGCGGUUUUGUCCCGUCAUAUAGCCCACAGAUCCUUCACUAGCCACGAGGCUCAGGGGAGCAACUGGUCGUCUGGCAAACCUGACGAGGCUACAGUUGACGAAUUGAACCCCAGCCCUCAAGCAAAGACGUCAGGUAGUUUAUUGAACAUAUCAGAAGGCAGGGAACCGACUUCUGUGUCAGCCACUGGUCGGAAGCAGCAACAGGAAUGGGGCGCGCGCUCAGUGUAUGGGAACUUGAUGGGCGCUUUGUGGCGGAGACUGGGGCUCAACGGCUCCCGGGAAACACGCGGGAAACUCUCCCAGGCCUGGCCCAGUCCUGCUGACCUGUGGGACGGUGACGUCACUGACACACUUCUCCCGCCCAAGCAAGGUGGCAAGACAGCAAGACAGACACAGAGGAUUGAACCCAAACACCCCGCAGAGCUGAGGAAGAAGAACCGACACUGGACCAUUGAGUACGCUGGUCAGUUCAGCCCCGCCCUCUUCUCUCCACCAAAGGGGGAAUAUCCUUUCCAGAGAUUCCCAAAGGCAAUCAUCAUAGGUGUUGGCAAGUGCGGCACACGUGCACUCAUCGAGUUCCUCAAGAUGAGUCCCUAUAUCGUGGCCGCCAACUCAGAGCUGCACUUCUUUGACCUUGACGUGAACUUUGAGAAAGGUCACGACUGGUAUCGAUCCCAGAUGCCUCUGUCGUACAGUAAUCAG